UCACACACAGUCACUUUAUACACUAUAUAAUAGAUAGCAUCACAUUUUGAUCAUUUAGUAUUCAGAUUGAAAAUUGAUCAUGCUUGAAACAAUGUCAAGAACUUCCACACUUCUCUAUUGCUUAAUGGCCUUUUGUUCCAUCAUACUCAUAGAUGGGGCUCAACUAAUUCUAGUGAACAAUUGUGGGGAAAGUGUAUGGCCAGGAAUACUAGGAGGAUCAGGGCAACAAACACCAAAAAAUGGUGGAUUUCAUCUAGGUAGCGGCGACGAAAUAGUCUUAGAUGUACAAGAAAAAUGGUCAGGAAGAAUAUGGGGAAGACAAGGUUGUAAUUUCGACAACGACGGAAACGGUCAUUGUCUAACAGGAGAUUGUUUUGGAAAACUACAAUGUGCAGGAUUAGGAGGAGUUCCACCAGCAACAGUUGUUGAAAUGACAUUAGGAUCAUCAUCUUCACCAUUACAUUUCUAUGAUGUAAGUUUAGUUGAUGGUUUCAAUUUACCUGUUUCAAUGAAACCAAUUGGAGGUGGAAUAGGUUGUGGAAUAGCUUCUUGUGAAGUCGAUUUGAAUGUUUGUUGUCCAUCAGCACUUGAAGUUAAGAGGAAUGGAAAAGUUGUUGGUUGUAAAAGUGCUUGUUUGGCUAUGCAAUCUGCUAAGUAUUGUUGUACAGGAAGCUAUGCUGAUCCUAAAACUUGUAAACCUACACUUUUUGCUAAUCUUUUUAAGGCUAUUUGUCCUAAGGCUUAUAGUUAUGCUUAUGAUGAUACUAGUAGUCUUAAUAGAUGUAGGGCUCCAAGGUAUGUUAUCACUUUCUGUCCUCCGCCGCAGUAAUUGAUGUGCCGAAAAUGAAGUUGAAGAUGCUGUCAUAGAAUUGCAAAGAUAAUGUUUUCUGUCAUUAGUCAAGAACUAAGAUAAUUUAGUGUUCUGUUUUUAAUUUGCAUAGUUAUGUUUUUAAGUCUUUUUCAUUGUUAUUUUUGAAUAGUUUAUGUUCUUGAUCAUUAUAGUUUAAAA
Molecule: messenger RNA, 1009 nt
Organism: Trifolium pratense (red clover)
Lineage: Eukaryota; Viridiplantae; Streptophyta; Magnoliopsida; Fabales; Fabaceae
Product: thaumatin-like protein
Exons: 2
Coding region: 80-829 (249 amino acids)
Biological process (GO): defense response
Cellular component (GO): extracellular region
Source: RefSeq, a predicted model, not a curated record